Messenger RNA from Staurois parvus, 411 nucleotides. Lineage: Eukaryota; Metazoa; Chordata; Amphibia; Anura; Ranidae. The record is from the annotation of a GenBank genome assembly.
AUGCAGACUGCUUCUACAAACAUUUGUGAAAGACUGUGCAAUAAGUCCAUCUGUGACAUUUCCUGGCUACUAAAUAUUCCAUGGUCAACUGUUAGUGGGAUUAUAGCAAAGUGGAAGCAGCUGGCAACAACAGCAACUCAGCCACCAAGUGAUAGGCCACGAAGUGGUAGGCAGAACGGGGUCAGCGCAUGUUCAAGCACACAGUGCGCACAAGUUGACAACUGUCUGCAGAGUUAAUAGCUAAAGACCUCCAAACUUUGUGUGGCCUUCAGAUUAGCACAACAACAGUGCAUAGACCGCUUCAUGGAAUGGUUUUCCAUGGCCGAGCAGCUGCAUCCAAGCCUUACAUCACCAAGUGCAAUACAAAGUGUCGGAUGCCGUGGUAUAAAGCACAUCACCACUGGACUCUAG